CCUCACUCAGCCAGACUCUGUGAGGCGGUCACUUCAUGUCGGUGUAUCCUUCAGUCUGUUCCGCUGACUUUACCGGAUUAAAAACAAACUUAACAGAGCAGGUUCAUUUUUAAAAGCACCAAUUAGCGCGGAUUGAGGAAGAAGUUGAAGGUGUGUAAUGGGUUAACGGCGGAAGGCCUCGCCUCACCUUUACUGCGCGUCACCGGGCUCCGUAAAGUGGUCCCACCAUCCAAACCAAAAGGGGAAAAUCACCGCCUCUCGUCGCCGCCGCACGCGCACCCUCGCCUCGGUCGCUCUCACAUCAGCCUGUCGGUCUCCGCCCCGCCGCUCCAUCAGCACACACACACCCAGAAGACACCGGGAAAUAAGAGUGAUUUACCGGAGCCAUGAAGGACCGCAUGCAAGAACUUAAACAUGGAAAGGAAACGACAGAGGAGGAGGAUGAAGUCGCUGUGGGGAUGGACAAAGGCUUUAUGGAUGAAUUCUUUGAGCAGGUGGAGGAGAUCAGGGGUUUUAUCGACUCUCUGGCAGAGAAAGUUGAGGAGGUGAAGAGGAAGCACAGUGCCAUCCUGGCUUCACCCAACCCAGAUGAGAAAACUAAAGCUGAGCUGGAGGAUCUCAUGGCAGACAUCAAGAAGUUGGCCAACAAAAUACGCUCCAAAUUAAAGAGUAUCCAGCAAACCAUUGAACAAGAGGAAAGCCAGAACAGGUCAUCAGCUGACCUGAGGAUACGCAAGACACAGCACUCCACACUGUCCCGUAAGUUUGUCGAGGUGAUGUCAGAGUACAACACCACCCAGUCGGACUACAGGGAGCGCUGCAAGGGACGCAUUCAGAGACAGCUGGAGAUCACUGGAAGAAACACAACAAAUGAGGAGCUGGAGAGCAUGUUGGAGAGCGACAACCCGGCUAUCUUUACCUCGGGGAUCAUUAUGGACAACAUCACCGAGCAAGCCAUGAAUGAGAUCGAGACGCGGCACAAUGAGAUCAUCAAGCUGGAAAACAGUAUCAGAGAGCUUCACGACAUGUUCAUGGACAUGGCCAUGCUGGUGGAGAGCCAGGGGGAAAUGAUAGACCGCAUAGAGUACAAUGUGGAGCACUCAGUAGACUAUGUGGAGAGGGCAGUAUCAGACACUAAGAAGGCGGUUAAAUACCAGAGUAAAGCCCGGAGGAAGGUGAUCCUGAUAGGAGGUUGUAUUGCAGCAUGUCUGACCGUCCUCAUUAUUUCCCUCGCAGUUGGACUCAGUUAGGACUCUAAGAAAUCCCUAAGAGCUGACAGGGCAGGAAGUGAUGCCUCCUCCUGUGGGUCUAAUGUUCGGCAGUUAAAAUGUACUGUAUAGUGGGCUCUGUAUUGUGCAGUCAGUAACUGCGUGUGAAGUAAGAAGAAGGCUUACAUUACUACCCUAAAGACAGUCUGACAUGGUUCUGUGCACUCAAAUAUCUUACAUUUACUUUUACAUAUAUUUUUUAAUACAUACAUUUUUCUAAACUAACAGCCAAAUACUUUGACGAGCUAACGUGUGCCUUGUGUCCAUUUGUGUCAUGAUUCACAUAUUGUUGUCAUGCGCAUGUUCUGCAGUCUUCUGAGGAGCUUUGCAUGUUUUUACAAAAACAAAGCUGCAGAUACUAAGUGGUUAUAUUAAUCAAAAUGCAUGUGUUGAAUUGAAAAACGAAAGUGCAUAUACCUCAGCAAAGUUCAUGAACAGUCAGCUUCAUAUACUUACAGAUGUGUCCAACAUUGAGAACCCUGAAAAAAGUUUUUGAGUCCAUGAUCAAGGUUCAAAAAUAUAAAUGUUUCCUUCUUUUUUCUUUGUUUUAAAGAUAUAUUUUUUUUUGGCUUUUUUGCCUUUAAUUUAUGGGAAAGCUAAGUGUGAAGGGGGAGAGAGAGACAGAGAGAGAGAGAGAGCAGCAAAGGGCCACGGGCUGGAGUCGAGCCCGGCCCGUUGCAGCUACAGACUUGUACAUGGGGCGCCUGCUCUAUCCACCAAGCCACCAAUGCUCCUAUAAAUGUUUCCUUUUUUGAAGCAUUCAAGGAAUAUUUUUACCAUAUGGGAAAUAAACAUGAGUUAUGAGUGACAUCUGAUUUCACACACAUACAAAAUGAACUUUUCUAGGCUUUGGCAAAGUUUUACAAAUAUAAAACCAUCCAUCUAUCCAUUAUAUGUAACCACGUGUCAUAUUCAGGGCUGGAGCCUAGCCAAGGUACUUGUAAACGUUCUUUGUUGCCUGUGGGCAGAGCCCGGCUUGCUGUUUCCCCUACUUUCCCUCCUAUUUUUUAUGCUAAGUUAAGCUCACCAGCUUCUUAUGUACUGCAGAUGAGAGUGGUAUUAAUCCUCUAAACUAAUUAUUAUCUGAAAAUGAGUAAGCGUGUGUCCAAAACUAUUCCUUUAAGAACUGGAGACUAAUUCCUCAGGGUUUAAAUGAUGGACAUUGGCUGUUUAUGAAUGUUGAGGCAUGUGUGCUUAAAUGACAUAUUUUAUGAUUUAACUUUGCUUUAAAGUCACUGUGUGGAUUUUUACAGAAAACUGAAACGACCUCAGUAAACACUGGCUCAGUCUGUAGUCUGCUUAUUUCAGAAGGUAGCUUCAUGCAUCCUUAGCUACCACUAGAUGGCGCCAAACUUUAGCAUUUCCAUUAUCUACACAUUGUGGCUUUAAAUAUAAUGAUUCAUGUUUGUGGCAUGUAUGAACACACUGUGUUGUGUUUAAUGUGUUAUGAACAAAAUGCAGGAGCCAAAGAUUAAUGAUUUUUUAAAGUAGAGCAUGUGGAAAUGCCUCUAAACCACAGUGACACUCCAACAUUAUCAGAUAUAUUCAAAUCAAAUAGUCUCUCUCCUGCAUUGUGUUCAUCUGCUCUUUUUCUGAUUAUUAUACAAAUUGUAAUGUGUUAAAAUAAAAUACAACUUACAUCUCUAACAUGUUUUCCUUUGCCCCCCAUUUGCUGCUAUGGAUGACUGUUAAACUGUUCUUGUUACCGCUUACAGAAGAAAAUUAUGAUUAUUAUAUGCUGUGUGGUUCUGGGAAUCGUCAUUGCUUCCAUUGUUGGAGGAACGCUGGGCUAAACCUCAACCACAGUCACACUUUAAGACACACAGCUGCACACACAACAGAGCAAAAACACAACAGAUUGACAUUUUCAGUUUCCUGUUUUCAUGAAUGCAAUUUAGUGCAAGGGGUGUUAUUUACUGUACGACACAUUUGAUGCGUGGCGUACAGGGCAAAAGGUGUUUUCGCAUGAGUUGCUAUUUUGUAAAUGUGUGGUGCUGCAAACUGUUUAUCUGAGUGUUGUCAAUGAUAUGAUGUUUCCAAAAGUGAAUUGUUGAAUGAAAAAAGUUUUACUAAAUGAUAUGUAACACUAUACUAAUACAUUCCAACUUCCAAAUAUGACACUUAAUCAGUUGUAAUGCCUGUUUUGUGUUGUACAGACAAAGACGGGCCGCUAGUCUGUGUUUUCAAAGCCACGUUAUCUGUAGACCCUUUGUUUAAUCACAUCUUGAUUGACUUUAUCUUUUCGUCUGAUGUUCUCUCUCUGAUGUCCUCUACCUCCCUCCAACAGCCCUGCAUGGUUUAGUUCACUGUAAAGUGGUGUUUUGUUUUCUGUUGCAAAUGAGAAAGAAGACACGUUGGAUAUUUUGCUGGUAGAAUCAUCAUACUGCCAAAUUUUUCUAAUGUUAUCCCUUAUAGUUUUUGGGAAGCAAUGCUACUGUACUUAACUUCUGGCCUUACCAGUUGUACAGCAUUUCUGAUCGUUGCUCCAGUGUUGAGUGUGUGCAUGUGAAAGAGGAUAUGUGUGUGUGUGUUCAUUUGUAGCUACAUGUUUGAAUGUGCUGAGUGCGAGUCGUGGGAUGAGAACAUGAGGUCUUGUUAAUAGCCACCUGUGUCUUUGUUUUGUAUAAAGUGUAAACUGAUAUAAAGCUCUCUAACACUGCCAGUAUGUUCAAAUAAGCUGUUAAAAUGGAGUCUAGUCUGGUUGGAUUGAUAAUUCUGGUCUGUAAGUGAAAACACUUGCUGAUGUUUCAUGUCUUUUAUAAACCCCAGCUUUAAACAGAGCAUAUCCUUCUGUCGAGCUACUUCAAUGUUUAUUUUUAUGAGUGAACAUGAGUCAGUGAAAGCGUCAGCAUGAACUCAAAGUAGCGCUGUAAAAGACUCUCAUGUCAGUUUUCUGGUGACAUAUCGGACAUGAACAGACUGUAACCAUGUUACCAUGUUGCCUACUCAUAUAGUUGCCUUUGUGUUGUAUUGUGAUAACAUGGUUUUGUUUGUUUAAUUUGAGUUUCUUUUUGUUUUGAUUUUUCAAGUAAAGUUUGUCUGAAAAUCA
Molecule: messenger RNA, 4317 nt
Organism: Epinephelus lanceolatus (giant grouper)
Lineage: Eukaryota; Metazoa; Chordata; Actinopteri; Perciformes; Serranidae
Source: RefSeq, a predicted model, not a curated record